This is a messenger RNA of Dipodomys spectabilis (banner-tailed kangaroo rat), 972 nucleotides long. Its product is annotated as melanoma-associated antigen 8-like. The record is from RefSeq and is a predicted model, not a curated record. Bases 1 to 972 code for a protein of 323 amino acids. NCBI's taxonomy places the organism in Eukaryota, Metazoa, Chordata, Mammalia, Rodentia, Heteromyidae. The transcript has a single exon. Gene Ontology annotation, biological process: negative regulation of transcription by RNA polymerase II. Gene Ontology annotation, cellular component: nucleus.
AUGCCUCAUAGUAAGAAGAACCAGCAAGACAAUGAGGGAAGCCCUAAGGCCAAAAGAAAGGCUCCAGGGCCCGGCCUGGUGAAUGGGCUAGACCCCAAGGAGGAGGAGGAGGAGGCCACUGCCUGUGCCUCUUCCUCCUCUUCUUCGACUCUGAUGCUGGCCACCCCAGACGAGGGGACUGCUUUUGGGAUACCAUGUGAUCCCCAGAGUCCACCAAGAGCUUCCUCUCCCCCUACUGCCUUGGUCUCUAGUGUAGAGGUAGAGAUGGAAUUUGAGCAGGGCUCCAGAAGCCAAGGAUCCGAAAAUCUGUUAUUCCAGCGCAACAUGUUAGGUCCUUUGUCCCUGCUGCGUUACUCAAUUUCCUUGGUACCCUUCCUGCUCCUCAGAUAUCAGAUGAGGCAGCCAGUCAAUAGGGCAGAAAUUCUCACUCAUGUGGUCAGUUGUCACCGUAAUUUCUUCCCUGCAAUUUUCAACAAAACCCGUGAGUGCAUGAAGCUAGUGUUUGGCACUGAAAUGAAAAAACUAAAUACCAUCCACCGCUCCUAUAUCCUUGUCCCUGCUGCGGGGCUCACAUAUCAUGGGUUGCGGAGUGAUGUUCCAGGAGUGCCCAAGACAGGCCUUCUCAUAAUGGUUCUGUGCUUCAUCUUUAGAAGUGGCAAUCGUGCCACUGAAGAGGUGAUUUGGGGAGCACUGUGUAAGAUGGGGAUUUGUGUAGAGAGAUGGCACUACAUCUAUGGGAAUAUUAGGAGGUUAGUCAUGGGAGAUUUUGUGCGAUUGCAGUACCUGGAAUACCGGCAGGUGCCCCAUGCUAAUCCCGUUGUCUAUGAGUUCCUGUGGGGCCCCAGGGCUCGCGCUGAAACCACCAAGAUGAAAAUCCUUGUGCACUGGGCCAAGUUCAGUGGGCUUGAUCCCAGGGCCUUCCCUAUCUUGUAUGACGAGGCAUUGAGAGAGGAACGGCAUCGCCAAGCAUGA